Molecule: messenger RNA, 4181 nt
Organism: Oncorhynchus masou masou (cherry salmon)
Lineage: Eukaryota; Metazoa; Chordata; Actinopteri; Salmoniformes; Salmonidae
Product: FYN-binding protein 1-like
Exons: 18
Coding region: 456-3539 (1027 amino acids)
Biological process (GO): integrin-mediated signaling pathway; protein localization to plasma membrane; T cell receptor signaling pathway
Cellular component (GO): plasma membrane
Molecular function (GO): protein binding
Source: RefSeq, a predicted model, not a curated record
GUUCAUCAUGCACGUUGCGUUGAAAUGCCUUGCGCUCUCGACAGACACCACGAUACCCGCUGGCUGACUGACCCGUUUAGCUGGACGGACCGUUUCUGCGACGUGAGCGUGAAUAAUUAUAUGAGAGCGAGAGAGAGAAUUCCACCUGACUCUCUUCCGAGACCGUCCACCCCUGAAGCUAAGGAAGACAUCCUGAGAGAGUAUAAAGGUAUGUAGACUAGCCCAAUCCUCUAUUAGUUGAUGACAACAGUAACAUUACCGGUAGCCUCCUGGGCUGUUGCCACUGGAAAAAGUUAUUCCGAGUUAUUGCGUUGAUUGUUUUGUGUAACUGCUUGGUGUAAUGACGCUACAUGAAAUAGCCAGAAUGAGAGGCAGAAACUGACACCUGGAGAAAUACAAGAGCGGCGGAACAAGGCUACCCAUAGCUGUCUCUCUGCCUGGUGGAAGUACGCACGAUGGAUCAGGAAGAAGACUUUCUGGACUUCAAGUCCUUGAGGGCAAAGUUCCAGGAUGACGAAGUGUUGCUGCUGAAGCAGCCCGGGACCAAAUCUGCUCUCCCUGAGAAACCUAAAGUCCUGCCUCCUCCUCACAGCCCUACAAACUGCCUUCCUUCCCUCAGCUCCACAUCUCACACACCCUCCAACUCGCACUCCCUACCGCGCGGUGCUCGACCUUCCCUCCUCUCCUCCCUUCAGGGGCCGGGUGGCAUCGCAUCCAGAGGCAUCGUCAAGGAGGAGAAGAAGGUGAAGAGCAAAGACAUGGAUGAGGGGAAGGUGAAAUUACUAGGUAAAAAGAAGGCAGAGGUGAAGGCUGAUAAAGAGAAGUCGGAUGAAAGGAUGAAUGGAGGGAAAGAUGUUGUAGAAGUAGCGGUGAGGUCAGAUCUGCUGGACCAGAAACAGAAGAAAGAAGCAGACCUGGCCAUGAAGAACAAGGUGUCCCUGCUGUCCCCGGGGGGGUCUAAGGGGGGUAGUGUUGAGCUGGUAGACAUGUCACCACCGCCCAUAAACACAACAAAGAAGAAGGGUUUUCUGGGCAUCGGGAAGUCAGUGAAAAUAGGGAAGAAGAGGAAAGAGGGGAGAGCUUCUUCCUUUCCCCAUACUGGACACAGCCCAGAUCUGGCUGACCCUGAACCUGUCAUGCUUCUAACCACCUUCGGAACCCCAGCCCCCCCUGGUGAUAUACCUAUACGUACCGUCAUUAUCCCACCUUCCCCAGCAGUACACAUUGUUCACUUACCCCCUGCCUCGAUACCUGCCCCAGUACUAGAUUCCCCCUUACCCCUGGAGCUGACUCGUAACCCAGUAUUUACCCUGUUACCCCCCACCCUGAAACCUGCAGCUGAAGCCAUUCCAGUCGUUACACCACCUAACCCCAUCCCAGUGAUCUCUGACCCUCCUAUCAUUGAUCACAUCCCUGAAAUCCUCAGUCCUGAAACCAUCCCAGCCCCCACCUUGCCAGUAUCAGUCCGCCCUACCCCUUCCCCUGUUACUGCCCCAUUCAGCCCAAUACCAGCUCCCCCAGUCACCCAUAUACUCCCUGCUGUCCCCUCCCCACAUACACUCUCUACCUCCACCCCACCUCCACCUGUUAUCGCCACUCCAUCCCCACCCCCUGACCCUACCCCCUCUCCUCCUCCUCCCCCUACACCUCCAGUUGCUGAACUUGACCCUGAGUCUGUAGUAGUGGAUAUUGCUGUUAUAGUCGAGACCUCUGCCUCUCCACUUCCCUCUCACACCCCCCCUCCCCCGGCUGGUGAACCCUCAGUCGCACCCCCAUCCCUCCAGCCUGAGAGGCCCGUGGGGGUCCAGGAACGGCCACUCUCGGCCCUGUUGGCUCUAGGACGAGCAGAAGAGAUGAGUCCACCAAAAAAAAGAGGAUCAGAGAUAAUCUUCAAUGCCCUGGAGAAAGCUAAGAGGACGCUCACCAGCCCUCUUAUGACCCACAUCCCCUCCAGACCUGCCAUGCCCACCAUAGAGGACCUAACCCCACCCCCCCACAGCCCUAGCCCCACCCCGGUGAAAUCGCUACCUGAGCUCCCACCAAUCGACUACGAUGACCAGGCAGAGGCGGCGGCCCCUACACCCCUGAUACCGGCCCUAGUCAAAGGGCAGGCGUCUCCUAUGUUGCAGGGGAUAGCAGAAAAGGGUGCAAGGGACCUCCUACCAGACCGGUUUGUGGUGCCCCCUCCUCCCCCGAGAAAGCGCCUCCCAGAGGCCUCCACCCGAGGAUCCCCGCCAGAGAAACUCCCCCAACUCCCCUCCGUGGACCUGACUGCCUAUGCUGUGGAGAUUCCUGUUCCUUCAGCUGAUUCUGCUCUCAACAUUCCUGAGUUUGAGGAUGUAGGAUCAGAUGUUCUGGAAUUGGAAGCCCCGGAGUUCCAGCCUGCAGACUUAGUGGAAUUAGAGGUGUCUCAAUGGGGAGCCCAGGCAGAAGACUGCACCAAUGAGCGCUGUGGCAAUGCCUAUGAGGACAUGCCCUCAGCCAAGCAGAAGGUCAAGGGUCAACCCACCAAGAAAAAGAAAGGAACCGCGAAGAGUAAGACACAGGCACCUUACAACCCCUAUGCUGAGACUCAGCUUCCGACAGAAGAAACACCCAAGACUGACUUGUUCUUGAAGAAGACUGCCUCGGAAACCCCAGAAGAGAAACAAAUGAAAAAGAAAGAAAAACAACGUUUUGAGAAGGAGAAGAAAGAAAGAGAGAGGAAAGAGCAGAAAGAGAGAGAGAAGAAGGAAAAUGAGAUGAAGAAGUUUAAGAUAACAGGUCAGAAGGAGGCUAUAUACCAGGCUACAGUGAUGGUAGCGUCUAAAGGACAUAAGAACGACCUGGCUGUGAAGAACGGGGACAUAGUCAGCAUCAUACGGACCACAAACUGCCCGAAAGGAAGAUGGCUGGCCAGGGACAGCACUAAUACAUAUGGAUACAUCUCAGUGAGCGAUGUGGAGCUGGACAAUAAGGAGAUGUUGGAAAUGGGGAAGAGGGCUUUUCGGGCCAUCAGCUGUAAAAACAUUACCACUAUGGUAGAACAGGGAGGAGGCGAGGUGGCCAGUAUGGACAGCAGGACAUCCAAUCACUACCCACUUCAGGAAGAUACAGGCAGCUUCACAGACGACAGUGAGGAGUGGGCACAUGAUGAUGAUGAUGAUGAACCUCUCUCCUCCCUCAUCGAGGAAGACCCAACAGAGAGAGACCACAUCCAAACAAUGUCCAUGCCAGAUAUGGGAAGCAGAGAGCCUAGCAUCCACAACCAACACAUACUCAGUGAUGCCAGCAUAGAUGGCAUUGACAUGCAGGUGAGACAUGAAGCACUUCAGAAGCUGGCCACUUUCUUCCACAAACCAGUUGUAGAGGAUCCCAUCAUGAGCUCUCUCUUUCCCUACUGUCUCCCUCUAAGACCUGAAGAACCUGAACCUGAAGAACCGAUCAGCCCUAUGGACAUAGGAGUACAAGAGACGGCGUACCUGUGUAAAGAGGAAGCAGAUAUGGUGGUUCUUCCUCCUCCUGACCUGUAUGCAGACAUCAUCAUCAGUGACGCUUAGUAGACUACAAACUACCUACAGCUGGUGAACACAGGAAGAACGGCAAGAUGGUAUGUCUGUCAUCGCCAUGGGCAAUCGGCAAUCACUCAGAUGACAGAGGCUUGUAGAAUCUGUCUGGACAACCUGCAAUCGGAUGGACUAUCUGUUAUUGUUUAGGCUGGGAUUCAAUCUGAGCACUCUAGUCGACAAUGCAGCCUUAAAGUAACCGUGUUCACAGAUGGCAUUCAAGAUAAAUGCUGCAGUUGUCGGCAAUUACCUUUCAAUUUGAAAUUACUGUUAAAUGUCAAGGCAGCUAUAGCGCGGUGUUGGAUUGAAUCUCUUGUAUUGAUGUCCGUCCAGGGUUAUGGAGGGCAUUAUACAGAAUGACAAUUAUGCGACACCAUACCAUUGGUUGUGGUUCCACUGUAUCUUUACAAGUGUCUACGUUGGAAAUUGUUACAACUCACUGUAUCCAGCUACUUCUGUGUCUCAAAUUACACCCUAUUCCCUGUGUCAUAAACUACGUGACAGAGGGUUAGCCACAUAGGGCUCAGUCAAAUGUAGUGCACGACACAGGGAAUAGGAUGCCUGCCAUAUGAGACUUGUCUUAUUUUUUAUAUUCCCAGUGAAUUUCCCAUAAGUAUUAAAGAGAUGUAACAUUUA